Messenger RNA from Cylicocyclus nassatus, 351 nucleotides. The record is from the annotation of a GenBank genome assembly. NCBI's taxonomy places the organism in Eukaryota, Metazoa, Nematoda, Chromadorea, Rhabditida, Strongylidae.
AUGUUUUCUCCUCUAACCCAAUCCUCAUUUGAGGUUUUCGGAGUGGCGGCUGAUAUUGCUGACAUCCCAAAUGGACAUGUUAGAAUGUUCAUCUAUUAUCUGGAAGAAAUUGCAGAAAGAAAUGUACUGUUUGUUUUAUUGCCUGAACCUUUCUACAGCUAUAACAUCAGUGAAUACCCAUUCAUUUUUGUACCAUUGUUUGAAAAGGCAUUGGCUGUAGCCGAAGUGAAACGAAGUGAUUUUAUGAAGUUUGCUGAGACCUUGGAGAAACAACCGCAACCAAAAACCUACUUUUCACGAACACAGCUCGCUGUGGUAGUUACGUUGUUAGGAGAAAUGCUACACAGGUAA